Molecule: messenger RNA, 2678 nt
Organism: Gasterosteus aculeatus aculeatus (three-spined stickleback)
Lineage: Eukaryota; Metazoa; Chordata; Actinopteri; Perciformes; Gasterosteidae
Source: RefSeq, a predicted model, not a curated record
CAUCUCUUGCCAAUUACAGGGACAGUUUCAUCUAAAUGGGAUGCACAAGGCUGGAGAUGUGGUUCUCGGUGGGCUAUUUGAAAUUCACUUUUUUUCUGUCUUUCCUGACCUGUCUUUUACCUCAGAGCCACAAGAGCCGACCUGCCACAGUUUUGAUGUUCUAGGAUUCCGGCAGGCCCAGACCAUGGUCUUUGCUAUUGAUGAGAUCAACAGGAACCCCGACCUGCUACCCCGUGUGACUUUGGGAUACAGUCUUUAUGAUAACUGCGUCAAACUAGGAAUUGGCUUCCGCGCAGCGUUGUCUUUAGCCAGUGGUCGAGAAGAGCAGUUCAUAUUAGAAGAUAACUGUGUAGGAACACCUCCGGUACUAGGAAUUGUGGGUGAUUCCUCCUCUACACGUUCCAUCGCCAUCUCCACCGUGCUAGGUUUGUACAGAGUACCUAUGGUGAGUUACUUUGCCACAUGUUCAUGCCUGAGUGACCGGCAAAAGUUUCCAUCUUUCUUCAGGACAAUCCCAAGUGAUGCAUUCCAGGUGCGUGCUAUGAUUCAGAUUCUCAGGCACUUUGGCUGGACUUGGACGGGUCUGCUGGUCAGUGAUGAUGAUUAUGGACUCCAUGCUGCCGGUUCCUUCCAAUCUCACUUGUCGCAGUCUGGUGGAGGGUGUCUGGCCUACCUGGAGGUUCUGCCGUGGGGCAAUGACCGAGCAGAGCUAAGGAGAAUUGUGGAUGUCAUGAGGAAAUCUACAGCUCGUGUGGUCAUUGUGUUUGCACAUGAGAGUCACAUGAUUAACCUCAUGGAAGAGGUGGUGAGGCAAAAUGUCACAGACCUGCAGUGGAUGGCCAGCGAAGCCUGGAUUGCAGCAACUGUGCUUCAGACCCCCAAACUCAUGCCGUACAUAGGUGGCACUCUGGGCAUUGCCAUCCGUCGAGGGGAAAUACCAGGUUUCAGGGACUUCCUGUUACAAAUACGACCUGAUCUACAACACAACAACAGCUAUGGAAACAGUAUGGUAAAUCUGUUUUGGGAAUACACAUUUCAGUGUAGAUUUGCACCACCUCAUGCAGGUUGGGUGGAGGCCGGGGGAUCACUGUGCACUGGACAGGAAGACCCAGAGCUUGUGGUGAAUGAGUUCUUGGACAUUUCAAACCUUAGGCCAGAGUACAACGUCUACAAGGCUGUGUACGCCCUGGCAUAUGCUCUUGAUGACAUGCUGAAGUGCGAGCCAGGGAGAGGGCCUUUCACUGGGAACAGCUGUGGAACUUUGCAAAGGGUGGAGCCGUGGCAGCUUGUGUACUACAUGGAAAAGGUAAACUUCACCACACCAUUUGGUGACCAUGUGUCAUUUGAUGAGAAUGGUGAUGCCGCGCCAAUGUAUGACAUCAUGAACUGGCUGUGGCUCCCUGACGGAAGGAUACAAAUUCAGAAUGUGGGGCAGGUUAAAGAGUCAGUCAAAGGUGAAGAACUCACACUUGAUCAAGACAAAAUCUUCUGGAACACUGAAUCCAAAGAGCCUCCCAGGUCAGUGUGCAGUGAGACCUGUCCUCCAGGUACCCGGAUGGCCAGAAAGAAAGGGCAACCUGUCUGCUGUUUUGACUGCAUCCCUUGUUCAGAAGGAGAGAUCAGCGAAAAAAAUGACUCCCUGGAGUGCACCAGUUGUCCGGAGGACUUCUGGUCCGGCCCCCAGCGCGACCACUGUGUUCACAAGAAAACAGAGUUUCUGUCUUAUCAAGAACCUCUGGGAAUCUGCUUGACAGCCACCUCUUUGCUGGGCACAUUCAUCUGUGCUGUUGUCCUUGGGAUAUUUAUGUAUUAUCACAGCACCCCUUUAGUACGCGCCAACAAUUCAGAACUUAGUUUCCAGCUAUUGCUGUCACUUAAAUUGUGUUUCCUGUGUUCACUGCUGUUCAUCGGCCGUCCCAGACUGUGGACAUGCCAACUAAGACAUGCAGCAUUUGGGAUCAGCUUUGUACUUUGUGUUUCAUGUAUUCUGGUGAAAACGAUGGUGGUUCUGGCUGUGUUCAAGGCCUCCAGGCCGGGAGGAGGGGACAGUCUGAAGAUGUUCGGUGCUGCGCAGCAGAGAGGGACAGUUGUGGUUCUUACUUCUAUUCAAGCAGCCAUCUGCACUGCUUGGAUUGUGUCUGCCUCUCCAGCUCCCCAUAAAAACACUCAAUACCACAAAGACAAGAUAGUUUAUGAGUGUGUAGUUGGUUCCACCGUCGGUUUCGCAGUAUUACUGGGCUACAUUGGUUUAUUGGCUAUCCUCAGCUUUAUGUUAGCAUUUCUGGCGAGAAAUCUUCCGGACAAUUUCAAUGAGGCCAAGCUCAUAACUUUCAGCCUGCUGAUCUUCUGUGCCGUGUGGAUAGCCUUUGUCCCCGCUUAUGUCAACUCUCCAGGAAAAUAUGCAGAUGCAGUGGAGGUUUUUGCUAUCCUGGCCUCCAGUUUUGGUCUCUUGUUAGCACUGUUUGGACCCAAAUGUUAUGUAAUCCUGCUGAGACCAGAGAGGAACACAAAGAAAGCAGUCAUGGGUCGGGGCAUCCAGUAGUAAAAUGUGUACUAUAGUGACUAUAGACUUAAUUGCUGCAUUUCCUCUGUAUAGUUCAAAUUAAUGCAUUUUCCUACUGAAUCUUUUUUUUAAUUAUUGUAAAUUGUAUUGUAUUGUAUUUGUAGCUUGUUUAAUG